AUGGCUAUGAGAAAGCGAAGUGGCUCUGGCUCUAAACGCCAGCACAAAGGGAAGCUCGUGCCUAUCUACGAGAGCCUCUUCAAGGGAGAGGACCUCACGCAGUCGCAUCCCAAUUUCUGGAAUGAAUUAUUCUUGAUCAAACCGAUGGUACCUCAGAUCGAGGCUGAGAUUCUCCGUCUCAGUACCGACCAGCUGCACACCUGCAAAGCCAACCUCAACUCCCUAGUCUGUCACUGUGUUGACACUCUGGUGGACGAGCACCCCUUUCGAGUGGUAUAUGCCCUGCAGACCCUGGCGGCAGUAAUCCAGUCAAUGUACAAAAGAGUCAGCCAAGUUGAUACCGACUUCAACCUGAUCGACAUGCUUGUCGGUCUGGAGUCAGCUGAGCAGCGAAUGACGACUCUCAUGCAGCACUGCAACAAUUUCCUUACGGGAGAGUACCCAGACAGUCUGAAAGCCCUGUGCCUCAAGCUCCUCCUGAUCAUCACGACAGGCAUGGACAAUCUCAACCAGAAUUCCCUCCUCGAGCAUGUGAUGGUGAACGGUGUCUUCGAGUCGUUGAUCCAACUACUGCGAUCAACGGCAUCUCGGAAUCGUCAUGGAAAUGAUACAGUUUUACUUUUAACUCUUCUAGUCAACUACAGAAAGCACGAAAGUACGAAUCCUCACAUUGUCAAAUUGUCGAUUCUCGAUGAUGAACUAGCGCUCAAUGGGUAUGGCCAGGUCAUAUCCAGCUCCCUCACGGACUUCUGCAGACUUUUUGUCCAGCAGAAAGCAGAAGUACAGACUUCCUGGCUGUCUUCCCUCACCAGCAUGGUGGGAAGCAUGUUUAUAGGUGAAGAGGAAGCCAACAACCAGCAAGUGCGAGCGAACAAUGCACUUUUGCUGGCGCUCUACGAAGCAACCCACCUGAAUCGAAACUUCGUGACAACUCUGGCGUUUACCCAGAGUGAUACAUCAGCCCCUCCAUCACCGAACAACACCCUGGGUCCGAACGCAGUAGCGCCUACCCAGCCCCCAGACAUAAUAACCCAGCCCUUCAACCUCCUCGCGACCUUCCUCCAAUAUUGUUCGAUCGUGAUGCAGGUCAUAAGGACCGAGGCAAUCCUGAACAACGUCAAGCUUUGCUUUUUGAUCCUGAGUUGCAUCGCAGAGGACCAGUAUGCAAACUCCUUGAUGCACGACGCAAAUCUUGCGUUUCGAGUGCAACUGCACCGAGUGCCAAUGCACCACAGGAAGAUCCACGACAAAGCAGCCCCCACUCAGCCUCUGGCAGCUACUCUCCUGGACCUGCUGGUGGAGUUCAUUACAUCUCACAUGAUGAAGAAGUUUCCCCUGGAGCUGUACCACCAGUGCAUAGGGGUCCUCCAGAGGAUGUUAUGCUAUCAGAAGAGAUGUGGAGUAAGGUUGGGGUACCACUGGAAGGACCUCUGGACCGCAUUAUUCAAUUUACUUAAAUUCCUUACGACCCACGAGGCACAUCUCGUCAAGAAGAUGAAUAUCUUUCCACUCGCUAUCCAAGUCGUCAACAUUCUGAACCUCUUUAUCACCUAUGGGGACACAUUUCUCUCAUUACCCAGCAGUUACGACGAACUCUUCUAUGAAAUCAUCAGGAUGAGACUGAUUUUCACUAAUCUAAAUGCCAUGGCACUCAGGUACUCGACGAUGGAGGCAUACGAGUACAAGGACCAUGCGUUGAAGCUCAUGAACUGUCUGGUUAAUAUGAGGGAUAUUGUCAAUCAUUUUCCACCAAAAAUCGCUGCCUGGCUCGCUGCCGAGAGCCUAUCGACACCUACAGAACAACAGAUCAUGGCCAUCAUUAUUCAGAAUUAUGAUACGUUAGGGCUGAAGCUCCAGGAUAAUCUUGAUCAGUAUGAAAGGUACUCGGAAAAGCCUAAUCAUACUGGCUUCUUUGAGGAGAUGGUAACUGGAGUAAUUAUUGAUACCCGUGCCUCGAUAGACCUGAACGCCCUAGAUACACAGGAGAUUCUCCACGAGCUGUCCAACAUCUCGUAAUCCCUGACCCCUAAAUCAACCUCACCACUGUAGAUCAAACGAGAAAGUCCACCUCCACGGUAAAACUACUGGAGUCAAUGAAACGCGCCUUCAAGGUUUACAUAUAAAAAGUGUAUAUUAUUCAAAAAUAUUUAAAGAAAAAAAGAGUGUUCAUCGGGAAAUCUCCGUAAGUGAUGAAUGAUAUUUUUUAAUGAGCGUUGAGCUCAGCUCUGUAAGUAAAUGCCUUUUGAAACAAAUAA
Molecule: messenger RNA, 2255 nt
Organism: Diachasmimorpha longicaudata
Lineage: Eukaryota; Metazoa; Arthropoda; Insecta; Hymenoptera; Braconidae
Product: armadillo-like helical domain-containing protein 3
Exons: 3
Coding region: 1-2016 (671 amino acids)
Cellular component (GO): cytosol
Source: RefSeq, a predicted model, not a curated record